This is a messenger RNA of Guillardia theta CCMP2712, 1047 nucleotides long. RefSeq lists its product as hypothetical. The coding region runs from base 1 to 1047 and encodes 348 amino acids. Lineage: Eukaryota; Cryptophyceae; Pyrenomonadales; Geminigeraceae. The record is from RefSeq and is a predicted model, not a curated record. The transcript has a single exon.
AUGGUGGCAACAGACAGCAGCGACAGGUCGAGCAAGAGGAGGAAGACGGAGGGAUCAGACAAGGGAGGAGGAGGAGGAGGAGGAAGAGGAGAGGGGGGAGAGGACGGGUCAGGCCAGUCACGAGGACGGAAGGGGGUGUGCGAACACGGGCGGCAGCGAUCGAGAUGCAAGGAAUGCGGGGGCGGCAGCAUAUGCGAGCACGGGCGGCGGCGAUCGAGAUGCAAGGAAUGCGGGGGCGGCAGCAUAUGCGAGCACGGGCGGGUCCGAUCGGGAUGCAAGGGAUGCGGGGGCAGGAGCAUAUGCGAGCACGGGCGGGUCCGAUGGAGAUGCAAGGGAUGCGGGGGCAGGAGCAUAUGCGAGCACGGGCGGCAGCGAUCGGGAUGCAAGGAAUGCGGGGGAAGCGGUAUAUGCGAUCACGGACGGCAGCGAUCGAGAUGCAAGGGCUGCGGGGGCAGCAGCAUAUGCGAGCACGGGCGGGUGCGAUCGAGAUGCAAGGAGUGCGGAGGCAGCAGCGUAUGCGAGCACGGACGGCAGCGAUCGGGAUGCAAGGAGUGCGGGGGCAGCAGCAUAUGCGAGCACGGGCGCGUCCGAUCGAGAUGCAAGGGAUGCGGGGGAGGCAGCAUAUGCGAGCACGGGCGGCAGCGAUCGAGAUGCAAGGAAUGCGGGGGCAGGAGCAUAUGCGAGCACGGGCGGCAGCGAUCGGGAUGCAAGGGAUGCGGGGGCAGCAGCAUAUGCGAGCACGGGCGGCGGCGAUCGAGAUGCAAGGGAUGUGGGGGCAGCAGCAUAUGCGAGCACGGGCGGGUCCGAUCGGGAUGCAAGGAGUGCGGGGGAGGGAGCAUAUGCGAGCACGGGCGGCGGCGAUCGCAAUGCAAGGGCUGCGGGGGCAGCAGCAUAUGCGAGCACGGGCGGGUCCGAUCGGGAUGCAAGGGCUGCGGGGGCAGCAGCAUAUGCGAGCACGGGCGGGUCCGAUCGGGAUGCAAGGGAUGCGGGGGCAGGAGCAUAUGCGAGCACGGGCGGCGGCGAUCGGGAUGCAAGGGAUGCCGCUGA